Molecule: messenger RNA, 2348 nt
Organism: Photinus pyralis (common eastern firefly)
Lineage: Eukaryota; Metazoa; Arthropoda; Insecta; Coleoptera; Lampyridae
Gene: ncm
Product: pre-mRNA-splicing factor CWC22 homolog
Exons: 4
Coding region: 90-2279 (729 amino acids)
Biological process (GO): mRNA splicing, via spliceosome
Cellular component (GO): catalytic step 2 spliceosome
Molecular function (GO): RNA binding; protein binding
Source: RefSeq, a predicted model, not a curated record
AUGGAGUUGUUGGUAAUUUUUGACGUAAACGAUAUAACCUUGUUUACUUUUAUUCACAAUUCCCAUUACAUUACACAGCUAUAAACAAAAUGAACGCAAACGAUGAAAAUGAAACCAAAAGCAAACGCACAAAAUCCUCUCACUCGAAGGACACAAAAAGGAUAAAAGGAGAUCCGGAAAGGGAUAGGUCGAAAUCUCGAGAACGUCAACGUAGCUACAAAAACAGGUCCCAAUCUGCAAAACCGCAAGACGGCGAUAAAUCGAGAGAAACUGAAUAUUCGCGAUAUUAUGGGGAUAACACUGAAAAAGUGAAGGAAAAUAGCGAUAGGUAUUGGAAUAAAUAUCCUAGGAAAGAAGAAAACGUGCAGGUCGGUGCUCGUUACUAUGAAACUGUCGAAAAGAAGAAAGACUCCAAAUCGGAAUUGGGAAAAGAUGAAUCCAAACAGGUUGGUGCUCGUUACUAUGAAACACUGGAAAAGAAAAAGGAGCAGGUGGCAGACAAGACGAAAGAAGAAGCGAAACCUCGUCAGCGUAAGGCAUUCGAUAUACUUACCUCGAAGACUGGCGGUGCUUACAUUCCACCUGCCAAGUUGCGUAUGAUGCAAGCCGAAAUAACAGAUAAAACUUCUACCGCCUAUCAAAGAAUUGCUUGGGAAGCUUUGAAAAAGUCUAUUCACGGUUGCAUCAACAAAGUUAACACUUCGAAUAUUGGCAUCAUAGCCAGAGAAUUACUGCACGAAAAUAUCGUUCGGGGACGCGGUUUACUUUGCAAAUCCAUAAUUCAAGCACAAUCUGCAUCGCCGACAUUUACCCACGUCUACGCCGCUUUAGUUGCCGUUAUAAAUUCAAAAUUUCCUAACAUCGGUGAACUUUUGCUAAGAAGACUCGUUUUGCAAUUCAAACGCGGUUUUAAACAGAACAAUAAAGUGAUAUGCAUUACGGCCGUUUCGUUUAUAGCUCAUCUUGUCAAUCAGAGGGUCGCGCACGAAAUUUUAGCUUUAGAAAUUUUAACGCUUCUCGUAGAAUCGCCGACCGACGAUUCGGUCGAGGUCGCGAUUUCCUUCUUAAAAGAGUGUGGACAAAAACUGACCGAAGUAUCUAGCAAAGGUAUUAGCGCAAUCUUCGAAAUGUUACGUAAUAUUUUGCACGAGGGACAAUUGGAGAAACGCAUACAGUACAUGAUCGAGGUCAUGUUUCAGGUUCGAAAGGAUGGCUUUAAAGAUCAUGCCGCGAUCAUCGAAGAUUUGGACCUGAUCGAGGAGGAAGAUCAGUUUACGCAUCUUAUUACUUUAGAUGAAGUUGAACCAAAAAAUGGGGAAGAUAUUUUAAACGUAUUUAAAUUCGACGAUAAAUACGAAGAAAAUGAGGGAAAAUACAAAACCUUGACAAAGGAGCUUUUAGGAAGUGACGUAAGUGGGUCCGAAUCGGGAUCGGACGACUCCGAAGGCGAGGAGGAUGGUGAAGAUGCAGCCGAAGACAAUAAAGAUUCUUCUAUGAUCAUUGACAAUACAGAAACAAAUUUAAUUACAUUAAGACGUACAAUUUAUUUAACCAUCCAGUCUAGUUUGGAUUUUGAAGAAUGUGCUCAUAAAUUAAUGAAAAUGGAACUGAAACCUGGUCAAGAAAUUGAGCUUUGCCACAUGUUUCUGGAUUGUUGCGCCGAACAGCGUACAUACGAAAAAUUUUAUGGCUUACUUUCGCAACGUUUCUGUCAAAUCAAUAAUGUAUACGUCGCUCCAUUUGAACAGAUUUUUAAAGAUACGUACUUCACUACUCAUCGUUUAGACACAAACCGUUUGAGGAAUGUUAGCAAGUUUUUUGCACAUCUGCUAUUUACCGACGCAAUCGGAUGGCAAGUGUUGGAGAUAAUGAAAUUAACUGAAGAAGACACUACAAGCUCCAGUAGAAUUUUUAUAAAAAUUUUAUUUCAAGAAUUGUCCGAGUAUAUGGGCACUCAAAAUUUGAACGCAAGACUUAAAGAUCCGACAUUGGAAGCACAUUUUGGUGGACUUUUCCCGAGAGAUAAUCCCAAAAAUACCAGAUUCGCAAUUAAUUUCUUUACUUCGAUAGGUUUGGGUGGCCUCACAAAUUCUCUUCGAGAACAUUUAAAAUCGUUACCAAAGGUUCCUGUUGUUGAAGAUGCUGAGGGAUCGAGCUCUAGUAGUUCGUCAAGUUCAAGUAGUUCUGAUUCCAGUUCAUCUUCGAGCGAAUCCUCUGAUGAAAAAAGAAAGAGACAUUCCAGAAACAAAAGGAAAUAUAAAGAUAAGAGAUCAAGAUAAUACAGUUUUUGCUUUACGUUUAAUUGACUUGUAUAUAUUAAGAUUGUAAUAAAAUGCUUACCACAAAAA